AUGUUUUCGAAGUUUCACCGUGGGCACUGGGAGCAAGAGCGCGCCCGCCUCCGCAAGCAACCAGAGCUCACAUCACGGGAGUCCUAUCAUCUCUGGGCGUGGCUGCGCGCGAAUCGGCAGCCGUCGGAGACUGAUCCGUCCACUGGCCUGCGCAAGCAGCAACUCGAGCAGCAGAGGCUGCUGGCAGAUUUGCUUUCAAGAAGUGGCUUCGAUGCCAUUGUUGAGAUGGCGGAGUAUGCUGACGCAAUUUCAGAGUGGCUUCCGCAGAGAUUCAGAACCGAAAUGAGGAUUUCCGUCUCCGAUCUGAAAGCUGUGGAGCUACUCGAGCUUGUGAGGAAUGGAGUGAGUGCCCUGGAUCCAGACUUUGACAGCAUGGAUGACACUGGGGGUGGGUCUGACAACAUGUCCUUUGCCCAAAGGCUGUUCGCGGAGGUUGGUCUUGGUGGCAAGAAGGUGUGGCUUCUGCUGGAAAACGCAGCGGACACGGAGGAGGACCAGCGUGGACCUCAACACAAAAUCUUGCUGGAAGUGUCAGCUGGAGCCUUGGAUCACCGGGUCCAGCGUUUGCAGCAGCUUGCGAACGGCUGGGGUCAGACCAAGAUUCAGGAAGGCCUCUGCCUUCACCUUACAGCAGCAGCGGAGGCUCUGGCAUGGUGCCACAACAGGCUCGACGAGAUCUCCGAGCAUUCUGCACGGCAACGGCCCGCCAUCAGUGAGGGAGAUGAACAGAUUCAUUUCCGGGACACGGCUUUCAGCCCAAAGUCGCGGAGCUGGCGACGGGCACGCAGAAGACCAGGUCUGCAAUUCUUCCCGCUGCGGCAUCCUGAACGCCGCUGCCAGAGCCCCUCCAAAGACGAGGGCAAGAGUGGGUUCCCACUCCGCGCAGACAUAUGGCCUGCCUUGAGGGUUGACACCGUCGUCCGCAGGGAAGAUGUUCCCGGAGACUUGGGCGCUCGAGGGCUGGAAGCAAAGAGCCAGGCGCGAGAAACAACAUGCCGGCGACGCUGGGCUGAGUACCAGGCAGAGGCGCUGUAUGUGACGACGCCGGUCUCAAAAGAGCCGCGCUUCACAAGGUCAAAAAAAGCAUACGCCGGCUGGCCGUCCCUGCACAAGCCAUCGGCUAGGAGAGGUGCUUUGGAAGAGCUGCCCCCUUCAGUAGCGCAAAUGCGCUGCUGA
This is a messenger RNA of Symbiodinium pilosum, 1176 nucleotides long. The record is from the annotation of a GenBank genome assembly. Lineage: Eukaryota; Dinophyceae; Suessiales; Symbiodiniaceae.